Benincasa hispida (wax gourd) is the source of this 879-nucleotide messenger RNA. Its product is annotated as agamous-like MADS-box protein MADS3. The record is from RefSeq and is a predicted model, not a curated record. Gene Ontology annotation, cellular component: nucleus. NCBI's taxonomy places the organism in Eukaryota, Viridiplantae, Streptophyta, Magnoliopsida, Cucurbitales, Cucurbitaceae. Gene Ontology annotation, molecular function: DNA-binding transcription factor activity; protein dimerization activity; RNA polymerase II transcription regulatory region sequence-specific DNA binding. Gene Ontology annotation, biological process: positive regulation of transcription by RNA polymerase II.
UAAUGUAACCUUAAUUCUUCUCUAUAUUGCAUGAACACAUUUUUUUUAAAUAAAAAUAAUAAUAAAAAAAAGAAAAUGGGAAGAGGCAAAGUAGAGCUGAAGCGAAUUGAAAAUCCGACAAGUCGGCAAGUGACUUUCUCGAAGCGUCGGAAUGGGCUUUUGAAGAAAGCUUAUGAACUCUCUGUUCUUUGUGAUGCCGAAGUUGCCCUUCUCAUCUUUUCCCCUUCCGGCAAAGCCUACCAAUUUUCUAGCCAUGACAUGGAUGGAACCCUAGCCAGGUAUAGGACUGACGUGGGGCUACCGCAAUCCAACCAUCCACAUUCACGAGCUCUGUUUUGGAAGAGUGAGAUAGAGGAUAUGAAAAGAUCAAUAAGCAGCUUGGAGGCAAGAUUAAGACACUUUGCUGGAGAGGAUCUGGAACCGUUAAGCGUGAAGGAGUUAAAACAGUUAGAAAGACAGAUGAGUGUGGGAAUAGAACGUAUCCGCUCUAAAAAGAGACGUAUCAUAGCAGAGCAUAUAAACCUGUUGAAAAGGAAGUACAAGGGUUUGCAAGAGGAGCACAGCCGUCUUCAGAAAAGAUUGAAUCAGCUUAAGGAUGUGGCUGUCACAACUUCAAGAAUCUCAGAUGCUAAUGGUGCCUCUGCACUCGACAUGGAAUUUCAGGUGGAUGGCUUAAUGAUUUAACCAAUAUGACUGGAGAAAAACCCGCCAACUUUUGGGGUUGAUGAUCACCAAGCUUUGUGUUUGGCAAAAACUUGUGUAAUUUUAUUUUAAUUUUCUGUGAUUCCCAACACUAUUUGACAGCAUAAAGAAAACAAAUGUACUUCUUGCAAAUGAAAACUGUUUAAUUACAUGAUGGAAAUACAACCAUUUAUAAAA